GUCCCUUUCCCCCAAAAACGGAAGUGGGAACGAUAUCGCAGUACAACACUGUCUGGACAAGCUAUCUUGAAAGUCUAGUGGAGUUUGUAUUAACGUUAGUGUUUUUACGCGAAGAGAAAUUCAACCAAAUAGGAGAUUGAUGUCAUUUGGUGGACCACAAAACGGCAGGUGAGUUGAAAGAACAUAGAACGUUGUGUUAUGACGGUGCUUUUUACUGCAGAUUUGCUCAACACUGAGCAGCAGGCAGCACAACGCUAGCUAACUAAUGUGUAAUGGCGGAGUGCUUGUACGCUAGCUAACUACGUGGGGUGUGGGUAGCCAACUAGCUGUCGCUGCCCAGUUUAGAAAGAGUGGUUGGUUAUGACAUGUAGUUAGCUAAGAGCGCCGGGUGCUAAGUUUCUAUUUUGCAAAUUGAUGCGAGUUGGCUACCUAGCUAGCUAUUAGUUAGCUAACUAAAGUUGUUUUGGUAAGUUACAGUAACUAGCUAUGGUAGCUUGCUAGCAUUGCUAGUACUGUAAGUAAGCACAGUAACGUUAGUAACAAAACUGUUGGAUAACUAACUAACGUUAGUAAGUCAACAACAUUAAAACAAUCCACAGUGUUACUUCAAUUAAUGUUAACGUUAGAUGGCAAAGACUAAGCUAACUUGCUAGCUAGCCCAAUUAUGUAGCUAGCGUACCUUACCUAGCUAGCCUACGAACUCUCAGAACCCUGUCAUUUAAAUGUGGUCAUUAAAGGGCUACCUGCAGUUGCUACAUCAAUUUUAAAUAAUGAUAUGUACCCAUUAAUUCUUGAAAAAUAGAAUUUAUGCAGUAUGCAGAAAUCGCUCCGCCAUUUCCUGAUUGCUAUAAUUGUAAUAGCUCACCUAAUUUCAGUUUGAACAAAACAGUAUAGUGUAGAGAAUCAUUGUACCAUCUAAACCCCUGUGAAAUAUAUUUUCCAUAACCAAAAAUGUUGUAUUUUCAGCUGUUUGAAGCUGGUGUACAAAAGUAAAAGACGCAAAAACGAAAUGUAAGAACGGGAAGCAUAGAAAUAGUGCACACAGAACAGAUCUACCCCUUCUUAGAUUUGCGUUCAAAUCUAUAACUAACGUUUCUAUGUGAAAUUGGUCGUCACCCAAAAAGUUAAGUAUGUGUGUGUAUAUAUAUACACACACUCACACACACUACCAGUCAAAAGUUUGGACACACCUACACAUGUAAAAAUGUAUGCACACAUGACUGUAAGUCGCUUUGGAUAAAAGCGUCUGCUAAAUGGCUUAUUAUUAUUAUACUCAUUUGAGGGUUUUUAUUUAUUUGUACUAUUUUCUACAUUGUAGAAUAAUAGUGAAGACAUCAAAAAGUUGAAAUAACACAUAUGGAAUCAUAUAGUAACCAAAAAAGUGUUAAACAAAUCAAAAUAUAUUUUAUAUUUGAGUCUUCAAAGUAGCCAGCCUUUGCCUUUGACAGCUUUGCACACUCUCGGCAUUCUCUCAUCCAGCUUCACCUGGAUUGCUUUUCCAACAGUCUUGAAGGUUCCCACAUAUGCUGAGCACUAUCUUUUCCUUCACUCUGCGGUCCAACUCAUCCCAAACCAUCUCAAUUGGGUUGAGGUCGGGUGAUUGUGGAGGCCAGGUCAUCUGAUGCAGCACUCCAUCACUCUCCUUCUUGGUAAAAUAGCCCUUACACAGCCUGGAGGUGUGUUGGGUCAUUGUCCUGUUGAAAAACAAAUGAUAGUCCCACUAAGCGCAAACCAGAUGGGAUGGCGUAUCGCUGCAGAAUGCUGUGGUAGCCAUGCUGGUUAAGUGUGCCUUGAAUUCUAAAUAAAUCACAGACGGUGUCACCAGCAAAAGCACCAUCACACCUCCUCCUCCAUGCUUUACAGUGGGAACCACACAUGCGGAGAUCAUCCGUUCACCUACUCUGCGUCUCACGAAGACACAGCGGUUGGAACCAAAUCUCAAAUUUGGACUCAUCAGACCAAAGGACAGAUUUCCACCGGUCUAAUGUCCAUUGCUCGCGUUUCUUGGCCAAGCAAGUCUCUUCUUCUUAUUGGUGUCCUUUAGUAGUGGUUUCUUUGCAGCAAUUCAACCAUGAAGGCCUGAUUCCCGCAGUCUCCUCUGAACAGUUGAUGUUGAGAUGUGUCUGUUACUUGAACUCUGUGAAGCAUUUAUUUGGACUGCAAUCUGAGGUGCAGUUAACUAUAAUGAACUUAUCCUCUGCAGCAGCGGUAACUCUGGGUCUUCCUUUCCUGUUGCGGUCCUCAUGAGAGCCAGUUUCAUCAUAGCGCUUGAUGUUUUUUGCGAUUUCACUUGAAGAAACUUUAAAAGUUCUUGAAAUUUUCGGUAUUGACUGACCUUCAUGUCAUAAAGUAAUGAUUCAUUGACAUUUCUCUUUGCAUAUUUGAGCUGUUCUUGCCAUAAUAUGGACUUGGUCUUUUAUUUUUAUUGGCCAGUCUGAGAUAUGGCUUUUUCUUUGCAACUCUGCCUAGAAGGUCAGCAUCCCGGAGUCGCCUCUUCACUGUUGACGUUGAGACUGGUGUUUUGCGGGUACUAUUUAAUGAAGCAGCCAGUUGAGGACCUGUGAGGCGCCUGUUUCUCAAACUAGACACUCUAAUGUAUUUGUCCUCUUGCUCAGUUGUGCACCGGGGCCUCCCACUCCUCUUUCUAUUCUGGUUAGAGCCAGUUUGCGCUGUUCUGUGAAGGGAGUAGUACACGGCGUUAUACGAGAUCUUCAGUUUCUUGGCAAUUUCUCGCAUGGAAUAGCCUUCAUUUCUCAGAACAAGAAUAGACUGAUGAGUUUCAGAAGAAAGUUAUUUGUUUCUGGCCAUUUUGAGCCUGUAAUCAAACCUACAAUUGCUGAUGCUCCAGAUACUCAACUAGUCUCAAGAAGGCCAGUUUUAUUGCUUCAUUUAAUCAGCACAACAGUUUUCAGCUGUGCUAACAUAAUUGCAAAAGGGUUUUCUAAUGAUCAAUUAGCCUUUUAAAAUGAUAAACUUGGAUUAGCAAACACAACGUGCCAUUGGAACACAGGACUGAUGGUUGCUGAUAAUGGCCCUAUGUAGAUAUUCCAUUAAAUCAGCCGUUUCCAGCUACAAUAGACAUUUAAAACAUUAACAAUGUCUACACUGUAUUUCUGAUCAAUUUGAUGUUAUUUUAAUGGGGGGGAAAUUGCUUUUCUUUCAAAAACAAGGACCUUUCUAAGUGACCCCAAACUUUUGAACUGUAUAAUUAUUAUUUUUUACACACAUGGGAGUAAAACAGAAAGUAAAUGUAAACCAACACUAUAGAGCCUCAAAUUGUUAAAACUAUCAUUUUGAUAUCAUGGAUGAUCAGUUGUUGCAUCCAUAGCUCUGUCCAUCCCUCAGCAUUUUACAGAAAAGGGUGGGGAGAGGCUUUGUUAUGGCUGCUUUUGCACUGCCCUCCAUUCUCCCUCUGACCUCUCUGCUUCUCCAAUCACUUCCACUUACCAUUAACCUCUUUCUCUCCCUCUUAUCUCCCCUGCCUUUCUCUUUCACAACCCUUCCCCCCCCUCUCUCUGUACCCCGCCCCCCCUCUUUGUUCCUCAGUCGCCGUAGUAAAUGGGACCAGCCGGGCCCAGGUCCUGGUUCAGACCAGAUGGGGGAGGCGGAGGCGACUCCUACGGGGGCUCUGGACGCUGCAGCUGCUGUGGCAGCUAAGAUCAACGCCAUGCUGGUAGCCAAGGGCAAGCUCAAGCCCUCCCAGAUAGGACCCCCUGGACCGACUGGACCCCCAGACAGGGUAAGGGUAAGGAAACCUCUUACACUGAAAACAAACUGUUUGUCUCUCACCUGUAAUUUCUCUUCUCUCUGUCUUUGUUGUCUGUCCCUUUCUCGCCUACCAAUUCUGUAAUCCCCUCGCUCUUCAUCUCUCUCUUUUAGAGAGAUAUUGUUGUAAUUGUUAGCAUGCGGUACAUAUAAAAAUGAAUCUUUGUCGUCACCAGCUUGUGGGUGCAGGGAAGCCCCAGCCCCCUAUGAAAACGAAGGAUGACCUGGUGGUGGCGGAGGUGGAGAUCAACGACGUUCCUCUCCCCUGCCGGAACCUGCUGACCCGCGGACAGACACAGGACGAGGUCAGAGCCCAUGACAUCAUUAUGAUCUUUAGACCCAUUGAUUGAUUGAUUGAUUGAUUGAUCGAUCUGGUCAACAGUCAAACUUACUGCUAUGUUUAUCCAGCUCUUUCUCUGUGUGACACGUACAUGUACAGACUGGAUCAGUGUCAUGUAAACCAAUAUGGGACUUAGUGUCUCACUUGAGGACAGUAAAUGACCAGCUUCUACUUCAUUCUAUUGUGUGAAGAUCAGCAAAGUGAGCGGUGCUGCUGUGUCCACCAGGGGGCGAUACAUGGCAGCAGUGGAGAAGUACAAGGCUCCACAAGGGUGAGUCCUGCUUCACACUUGCUUUAUUACCACACUGCUCUACCAAGGAGGUUACUGGUUACUUGCUAUUUACUUUUGUCCAUACAGACAAUUAGAUCUGUUGUCUGAUUGCAUCGUACAACCAAAGCUUAUGCUACUGACUGACUGCUUCUCUCUCUGUCGUCAGGGACCGACCCCUCUAUCUCCACGUCCAGGGCCAGACCAGGGAACUUGUCGACAGUCAGUACAUCUCUAUUUACCUGUACUAAUUUGAUUUAAGAUGAUCAUCAUUUCUGAACAUCAGGAUCACCAGGGUCCUUCUUUCCUGAAUUUCUAUGUUGUGACGAUCCAGUCCAUCUCUCGCUCUCUCCAGGAGCUGUGAACCGCAUCAAGGAGAUCAUCACGAACGGAGUGGUGAAGGCUGCCACCUCUUCCUACAGCGGAACCGGAGCCACAGUCCCAGUCUACCAGCAACACAAACCCCCGCCCCCCUCACUGCCCCCCAUCAACCACCAUCACAGACCACACUUCCAGUCUGGGGUAAGCAGUGUUUUCCACAACUACAUAGAGUAGCCAGCCAAAUAGAAAAACUAGCCAGCCAGGGCAAUGGAAUUUACUAAAAAUGUAUGAAUUAGUUGUUUGGGAUAUCGUCUAGGCUUAUAUGAUCAGGACUAUUUUCUAAGUAAGAGGAUCAUUUAACACGUCUUCUCUUGAGAUUAAAGUGUUAUUUACAGUGACUUUACCGUCAAUCUGGCAAGCCCCGACAUCUUAGGAAAGUAAACCUAGGGAAUCCUUUGGUUUACUCGUCCCGAUCCGAUACCAUGGACAUAUAACCACGUUGCAUGAUUUCUGAAUGGCGAAGGGACAUAGGAGAUCGACUUUAUUCAGUCAAUUUAACACUUUUUAUAAACUAGUCAACACUUGCUGUUCAGUUGUCAAUCAAAGCACAGUAAAUAUUCUACUAUGGGCCACGGUUCCGCAUGGCUGGCUAUGUGAAACACGCAAAAUAAAAUAAUGUGCCAGAAGACAAUAAUUAGGCUAAGUCUUGGAUUUCGUUACCGCUUACAUUACCUGGGACGUGCAAAUUCACGAGCAUCGUGCUUUCUCUUUCCUCCGUGUAAAGAAAUUCGACUGCAACCAACCACAGCGCACAGAAAUUGUACCGGGAGGCGGGACAGACAGCAGACUGCAUUUCCCUGCCAUUGCUCGCUUUGUGACUGACAGGCACCUAUCCUAUCAAUAGAUCGCUAGAAGAUGCAUAUUGUUCUAUCAGGAGAAGGCUCGAGGGACUAGCGAAUUGUAACGUUUAAAUGGAAAGUGUCCUAGUUAAUAUGAAGUGGAAAAAGUAGCCGGCUGAAAAUGAGUCUUUAACCGGCUGAUUAACUAACGGCCGGCGCUAAUGGGAAAACAGAGUUUGUGUGUGUGAUUGUCGUUCAGUGUGUGUCAAUGUUAUUUUGUGAGUGUGUCAGGUGGGGGGGUGGGAUCCAAGCUGAACAGUCCCUUUUCAUGUAUAUCUCUUCAAAAAUACAUUUAUCCAAUCAAACUAAACCAUAUUCCUCAUUCAUGAAUCUAUAAGACUCACAUCCAUAUCCUUCUCCUUCCAGAUGCACUAUGUGCAGGACAAGUUGUUUGUGGGUCUGGAGCAUGCCAUCCAGGGCUUCUCAGUAAAGGAGAGGGUGGAAGGGCCAGGCAGCUCCUACCUGCAGCACAUCCAGGCUGAGACCGGGGCCAAGGUCUUCCUCAGGGGGAAGGGAUCCGGCUGUCUGGAGCCCACCUCUGGGCGAGAGGCCUUCGAACCCAUGUACAUCUACAUCAGGUAAGUCUCAUGGACUAGACUCAUGUUAAUCUGUUUAAACUCAGAGGGCCUAGAACCAAUGUACAUCUACAUCAGGUAAAUAGCAGUAUUAAUAGAUAGUCUGGGGGACUAAAGUCCAUGUUCACUUGUAUUAGCUCAGAGACACAGAGCUUAGAAGCCAGGCACACCUUAACUCCUCUCUUCCCCAGUCAUCCCAAACCAGAGGGCCUUGCUGCAGCUAAGACCCUGUGUGACAACCUGCUGCAGACGGUGAGUGUCUAAUGGUUUACUGACUGGGACUCGGUUCUUUGUUCCCUGUACACUGCUCUACUUUCAGCAAAGCCGUGUUUUAAAGCUGUCCCAUGUGAAGUGCAUUGUAUUAUUCAGAUGGGUUCUGUUUGCCAUGUGGAUCGGUGACUGUUGUCUCUUCCCUCCAGGUUCAUGCAGAGUAUUCUGGCUUCCUCAACCAGAUGAGUGCCAUGAUGCCUACUCCCGGUACACACAAACAUACUCUCUCACUUUCUUUCUUUUUUAGAAUCUCUUGGAUGUGUCAUCACGUACUGACAUGUUGCUCUUUCUCUCCUCGUCCAGGCUUUAUGCAGCCCCCCAUGGCCAACGGGAUGCCCCCCCAGCCCUCUUACUACCCCCCAGCAGGGUACCAGCCCAGCUACCCCCUCCCUGUACCUCCCCCUCAGCCCCAGCCCAUUCCUCCCCCCUAUGCUGUGCCCCCUCCCAUUCCCCCUGGGGUGCCCGCCGGUCUCCCCCCUCCCAACCGGUACGCCCCCCCCCCAUGCACCUGUCAGUUUACAACAGGUAAGACUUUGUAUAGACCUAUAAUACUGUACUUUGAGAUUAUUACAUCAGAGUUAUGAAACUAGUUGAGCAAACAUUCUCUUUUGAUAGGUUGUAUAUAUGAUGCAUUGAACAUGCAUUGCAUCAGUUGGUUUUUUUCCCUUUUUGUCUCCAGACUCUCCCACCUGCUCCUUUCCCACCCGCCGCUCCGGUUCCGCCCAAAGCUCCGCCUCCCGUGGUCUCAGCCAAUCCGCCACAGAAGAGACGCUUCACUGAGGAGGUGCCAGACGAGAGGGACAGCGGUCUGCUGGGAUACCAGGUGAUUUAGCUCUCUCAUUCUUUUAUUCUUCCAUCUUUCUUAUGUCCUGCUGUCGUCCCGUCUGUCCAUUCUGCUUCUAUCAUUGUCUUCUCUCCAUGUAUCUGAUAUCUGUUCCUCGUUCUGUUAGUGAGAAUCAUACAAAUGAAUUCAGUCUGUCUCUUGUCUGUAAAUCUGUGAGUCUGCACUCUAUAGAAAAGGUUUGCUUGUUGAGUGAGUGAGAUUGAAUGGGCCUAAGUGUCUGUCUGUUCAGUGUCAACUUGUUUUUUUUCCCCUAGUAGAUUUUAUGACGUUCAUUGUAACCAUUAGCUGUUAUUAUCUGAGUCCCUGUAUUAUUGGAUUAUUAAAACUUUCAGAUUAUGGAGAUUCUGAAAAGGUAUUGUUGGAUAAUCAUCAAAUGUACUUCAAUAUAUUGAAAUUAGGGCCGGGACGAUACUAGUUGGUAUCAUGGCAAGGAAACAAAACACAAAGCAGAUUUAGCUUCUUUAGGAAAACAGCCCUAAUGUUGGAAACCAACAUCAUUAUGUUGUCAACCAGAGUCACAUUUUAUUUAUUUUCCAAGCUAUAGCACACAAUAUUUUACAUACAGCAGGUUUUUAAAGGACCAAAGAGUUAGAUCUGCUUCGUGUUUUCAUUUUUGCCAUGGAAAAAAUAUUGCAAUACUGGUAUCGUCACAGCCCUAAUUGAAAUGUGUCCACUUGAUUUAAUGAUAUGUUACAUUAAUACAGUUCAUUCCUAUUUUCUGAUUAUGUGCAAUCGGAGCAUGCAUAAAUGUAAAAUAUAAUUUUUAUUCUCAACUGCUUAAAUAAAGUGUAGUGAAAAGGAAAAAACAUUUUGGGAUUAAACUUUGCAUCUCAGUUACAUUCAAUAGUUUAGAUAACUGUGCUUACUUGCAUAGUUUUCUCAUGUAGGCCUACUAUCAAUAAUAGUAAUUUAGGGGAGGGGCUACUUGGGAGGAUGUGUGCUAAUGCGCCUGUGUGUUUUUCUGCUCAUAGCAUGGACCCAUUCAUAUGACUAAUUUAGGUGCAGGCUUCCCUGUGGGCAGCCCCGGCCCCGAGGCUUCAGGACCCCCGCCACAGAGUUCCUCCGGGCCGCCGAGGGAGAGGGACAGGUACGAGAUGGGGGAGACGAGUCGCUCUCCUUUAAAACAGUGUUCUUCAUUCCAGAUGCUGGACACACAGGCUUUUGUUUGCUUGUGAUUGAUGUUGAGAAAAAACAAAAAAGUGGUUGUCCCACUGGCUAUCAUAAGUUGAAUGCACCAAUUUGUAAGUGGCUCUGGAUAAGAGCGUCUGCUAAAUGAUGUAAAUGUAAAAUGUUGUGCAACACUGAUCUCUCUCUCUCUCUCUCUCCCUCCCCCAGCAGUAGGCAGUUGAUGCCUCCACCACCCAUUCCGAUGAACGGAGGCGUGACACCCAAGAUGGAGGAGAGGAGGCCACUGCAAGGCCCCCUGGGUAAGGGCCCCACCCCCCCCCCUCCAGCUCUGGUUGUCCUCCACCCCUCCCCAUCCAUGGCCUCUCAGCCAUAAGCACGCUGCCCACCCCCCUUGGUUGUCAGUAGUCUGAGUCAAAUAGCAUUUUGCAUGCAGACAUGCUGUUCUCACAAGUGACAUACCAGGUUAUAGCAAAUUACAUCAGACAGGCAUAGUGUUCCUCGAUAAGUUCUGAGUUGAAAGUUCGUAGAAAGUCAGUCAGUUCAGAAUCAACAACUGGGCUAAGCUUCGAUCCCCCACUGCCUCAAGUAACUCUGUCAUUGAUCCUAAAUCAACCCCUAGCCCUAGGCACUGUGUAGGUCUGAGAGGAUUUGAUAGGUGUAAACAAUAUGUUGCAAAUUGCAAUUUGCCUUUAAAAGGGCAAGGUGGAGUUAUUACCAUACUGCUUACACCUGUUAUUUGAUCAUGUGAGAUCUAGGAGGUGUCUAGGGGGGCUAGGGAUGAAUUUGAGAUUGGGAGUCCACCUCUUUCGCUCUAGCCGGUGCUGUCCCUUCGCCGGCCGUCCCUUUCUGAUGACGUCAUCAGACUGGAGUGUCUGUGCCCGUGUGUGACCCCCUCACUAACAAGACUCUCUCUUUUUUUGUGUUCUUUCUCUGUGUUUUUCUUCUCUUCCAUGUCUCUCUGGGGGGGAUGCCGGAUGGGGGUGGGGCUCUUCUCCUGUGGCGCUGUCCUGCAUCGUGAUUGGACGGCUCUAAUGCUGCCGCUCCCCACCGACCAAUGACUGCCGCUGCUGACACAUGCCCCUCCUCUACCUAACUCACCCCUGCUGCCAAACACAAUGCAAUCUAUUAACUGUUUGUCUCUCCCUAUCUGUUGGUAAACAAUUAACUUCCAACUGUUGUUUAUGAAACCCUUGUGCUGGUCUUUGGUUGUGUUCUUUCUCUGUGUGUAUGUGUACCCCCUCUCCCCCCUCUCUCUCUCUCUCCCCCCUCUCUCCUCUUUCUCCCUCAUUCCUCCCCCACCCCUCUCUCCUCUUUUUCCCUCAUCUCUCUCAGAUACCUCAGUGAAGAGGAUGAAGACGGGGCUUGUGGCUUAUGCUGGUGACUCCUCGGAUGAAGAGGAGGACCACUCCACCCCCAAAACCUUGGGGGCAGGUAACCAUGGUAACGUCGCUGGGGCACACCACUCCACCCCCACGUCAUCCUCGGGCUGGACUCUGGGGUACCGCUGCCCCCCUCCGCCUCCCCAACGUGCCAAAACACAACAGGCACAGUCACAGCAGCCCAUGCCCUUCUGGAUGGCCCCAUAA
Molecule: messenger RNA, 9996 nt
Organism: Coregonus sp. 'balchen'
Lineage: Eukaryota; Metazoa; Chordata; Actinopteri; Salmoniformes; Salmonidae
Source: the annotation of a GenBank genome assembly